This is a messenger RNA of Didymodactylos carnosus, 996 nucleotides long. NCBI's taxonomy places the organism in Eukaryota, Metazoa, Rotifera, Eurotatoria, Philodinida, Philodinidae. The record is from the annotation of a GenBank genome assembly.
AUGACUGUCCGAAUCGUGUCAUACAAUUUGUUGGUACCUGUCUAUGCUGAUCGACCAAAGUUUUACUUCAAGUGUCAACCUCAGUUUCUUAAAACUGACUAUCGACGGAAUCUGAUUCAAGCUCAAAUAGAAGAAGAAAUUACCCAUCAUGAAAAUACAGUUAUAUGUUUACAAGAAUUAUCUCUUUCGAUGUUACCCAAACUUGAAUUAUUGUUUCGUUCGUUGAAUUAUAGUCUCUUUCAUAAUCUUUAUGGUGAAAAAUGGAAUGAUUAUAUAGGUAUAGGUAUGGCAAUUCCUGUUUCGAUGCAACUCAAUUCCAUUUCUUUCAUUAAAAUUGGAGAACAUAUACGAUCAAUUAGUAAACAUCAUGAAAAACGGACGAAUCUCUUUACAUGGGAAUGGAAUUUCUGUCAAUCUGCUUUAAGUAAAUUCAUACAACUCGCAUCUGAUCCAUGGAAAAUAGCCAUGGAUAGAAGCAAUACCCUCAUCUGUUUACAACUUGUAAUCGAUGGUAAACCAUUAUAUGUUGGUACAUAUCACAUGCCUUGUCUUUAUGAACAGCCUGAUGUAAUGGCAAUACAUUCAUCGAUUGUAAAAGAUUUGAUGUUUCAAAUAUCAGCUGGACAAGAUUUUAUUCUAGCAGGUGAUUUCAAUCUUAAACCAUGGGAUACAUGUUAUCAAGCUUUAACAAAAAAAGGUUAUAUUGACAGUAAUUAUCCAAAAUAUAAUAACUAUGAAAUAUCUUAUCGACCAAAUACAGAACAAGUAUUAAAAAGUGCUUAUCGAGAAAAGAAUGGAUCAGAACCUAAUUAUACAAAUUAUUCUGAUACAACAAAGUCACGAAAUUUUUGUGCUACUUUAGAUUACAUAUUUUUUGUUGGUGAUCUAACAGUAGAAAAAGUGUUGAAAUUACCUGAUCAUCCUACUGGUGAAUCUUAUCCUGAUGAAACACAUCCUUCCGAUCAUCUAAUGAUUGCAGCAACAUUCAGAUUAUGA